GGGACAAGAGAAGGAAAUAAGAAAUUAAAUGGAUCAGUAAAGAUAUGAUCUCGCAUAAGCAGACGUGUGAGUUAACAUUUGGUUAAAAUGUAAUGAAUAGAGCAAGCAGCAGGGCGAGCAGUGCAGGCGUCACGUGACAUCGCGUACCCAAUAUGGCGGCCUCCUCUGUCUUCCAGAGAGUGAGAACAGGCUCUAAAAUCGGCGCUCAGUAUGACCAAGAGGGAAAUAUCAUUCAGGUGGAGACACGUGAAGAUGAGGAGCAAAGCAUCAAGCUGGCAGAAAUCCUGGAGCUGUUACUGGCUGCUGGAUAUUUCAGAGCACGCAUCAAGGGCCUCUCACCAUUUGAUAAGGUGGUUGGAGGCAUGACAUGGUGUAUCACAACAUGCAGCUUUGACGUAGAUGUCGAUCUGCUCUUUCAGGAAAAUUCCACCAUAGGACAGAAGAUAGCUCUGACGGAGAAGAUCGUUUCUGUGCUACCCAGGAUGAAGUGUCCUCAUAGGCUAGAGCCACAUCAAAUCCAAGGCCUUGAUUUUAUCCACAUCUUUCCUGUCAUACAGUGGCUGGUGAAGAGAGCGAUAGAGACUCGGGAGGAAAUGGGAGACUAUGUGCGUGCCUACUCCAUCUCUCAGUUCCAGAAAACGCACACCUUUCCUGAGGAUGAAGAGUUUGAGCAGAGGAAACAAAAAGCAGUAAGAACAGUACUGGAUGUGUCUGGAGUGUAUGCUCCCCAGAGGCGGUAUAAGAGGCAGGCUGAUGCAGGAGAACUGCUGGAUGAAGAGUCCAGGGUUCAUUCCACCCUGCUUGAGUAUGGCAGGCGUUAUGGAUUUAGCAAGCAGUCUAAACAGGACAAAGCUGAAGAGAAGAAGCUGCUAUUGGCUCAGGGAGGUCAGAGUCUGCCCCCUGGCAUGACUGAAGUUUCAGAGGAAGAGGAUCUACAAGCAGCAGAAGAGCUCAGAAUCAAAGCUCUCAUGACUGGUAUGGCUGCCAUGGCAACAGAGGAGGGAAGGCUGACAGCUAACACAGUGGGGCAGAUUGUGGGGCUGCAGUCUGAGGAAAUAAAGCAGAUUGCUUUUGAGUAUGCUGAAAAGGCAGAACGCUCUGCCGAGGAUCGUACAGAACGGUAUGGCCCUGUGCAGCAGCAUCGCCGCAUGGUUACAUCACUUAACAAACAGAUCCAGCAGAAGACCAAAGAACUAGAGGAGAUGCAGGCCAAGCAGCAGGAUAUAAGAACAGCAUGUGAAGAGGCCAAGAGCAAAUUAACUGAGGCCACUGAGCUGGGUGAGCAGUUGGAGAAAGAGCUCGGUUCUUUGGCAGAUGUGGAGGCUCAAGCUGACUCUGGCUUGCUCGAGAAGCUGCGCGCUCUUGUGGCCAUGAACGAGAAUCUUAAACAGCAGGAGCAGGGGUUCCGCACACAUUGCCGCGAGGAGAUGGCACGGCUGCAGCAGAGUAUUGAGAACCUAAAGAUAGAAUUUGGAGAUGAAGCUGAUAAUCAGAAGGAAAGAAGUCGAUUGAUAGAUCAGCAGUACAGCACAGACCGGGAGAAGCUGCAGAAGAUCCGUCUUCUGAUGGCCCGGAGAAACCGGGAGAUCGCCAUUCUGCAGCGGAAGAUUGAUGAGGUUCCCAGCAGAGCUGAGCUUACACAGUACCAGAAACGCUUCAUUGAACUCUACAGCCAAGUUUCUGCGACACACAAAGAAACCAAACAGUUCUUCACUCUCUAUAAUACUCUGGAUGAUAAGAAGGUCUACCUGGAGAAGGAGGUGAAUUUGCUCAAUUCCAUCCAUGAUAACUUCCAACAGGCUAUGGCAUCUUCAGGGACUAAAGAGCAGUUCCUCAGGCAGAUGGAGCAGAUAGUGGAAGGAAUUAAACAGAGUCGAAUAAAGAUGGAGAAGAAGAAACAAGAAAAUAAGAUGAGGAGAGACCAGCUGAAUGAUGAGUAUCUGGAACUGCUGGACAAACAGAGACUCUACUUUAAGACUGUGAAAGACUUUAAAGAGGAGUGCCGUAAGAAUGAGAUGCUGCUGUCCAAGCUGAGAGCAAAGGGAGCAUCCUGAAAGUUUUACACAUUUAUUUUUCUCUAUGUUCAAACUGUGGAUGUGUAAGUUCACUGUUCCAUACACAAACUAAUAUUCCAGUGGGAGCGAAGAUAACAGCAUGCAAUUGACUGGGCCCAAAACUAGAUUUGUAGUAUAUAACAUGCAUACAUGUUGAUAUGUAGCCCAUUUGUGGAGUUUUGCCUUCUUUUUUUGUGUCAAAAUACUAUUGAACCAAUCCCUAACAGAGGUCUAUUACAAUGCCAAGCAUACUUGCACAUGUGCACUUCCCCAAUGUAAACUGUGUUUAAAUCAACAACUCUAGUGGACUCUUUCUACCCCAUUUUUUGUAAUAUUUACACAAUUAAAUAAACCAUCAUGCCUUUA
Messenger RNA from Ictalurus furcatus (blue catfish), 2420 nucleotides. RefSeq names its product coiled-coil domain containing 93 (gene ccdc93). The transcript is spliced from 23 exons. The record is from RefSeq and is a predicted model, not a curated record. Gene Ontology annotation, biological process: Golgi to plasma membrane transport. Bases 153 to 2054 code for a protein of 633 amino acids. Lineage: Eukaryota; Metazoa; Chordata; Actinopteri; Siluriformes; Ictaluridae.